Messenger RNA from Sclerotinia sclerotiorum 1980 UF-70, 1323 nucleotides. RefSeq lists its product as hypothetical. Bases 1 to 1323 code for a protein of 440 amino acids. The record is from RefSeq and is a predicted model, not a curated record. NCBI's taxonomy places the organism in Eukaryota, Fungi, Ascomycota, Leotiomycetes, Helotiales, Sclerotiniaceae. Gene Ontology annotation, molecular function: oxidoreductase activity, acting on NAD(P)H. The transcript is spliced from 4 exons.
AUGUCUUCAACACAAACAUAUGUCUCGCAAUCUGUCGACCAGGCAAUAACGCCACCAAAGACUCCGGAACCUCACGGGUAUCAAAAAGUCUUUCACAAUUGGCCUGAGCCAGAAACUGAACCUGAGGGUAUCUAUUUGCGCCGCGAGACAAAAAGUCGAGAACAGGAAAUUGAUCCAAUUUCCAAUUCGAAACUGAAUGUAUCACAUCAAGAAGUCCUGCUCUUGCAUGGUCCAAGGCAGAGAUAUAUCCAUGCGACGGAACAACCAAUACCUUCGUUAAAGGAUGGCCGCGAAAUGCUUGUUGAAGUGGAAAUCGUCGGUUUGAAUCCAAUCGACUGGAAAGCUCCGGACUUUGGCUUUGGGUUACCUUCUCUUCCCUGUAUAAGUGGCCGAGACUUUGCAGGAAAAGUGGUGAAACCACCCCAAGUAAACUCCAGAUUCAAAUCUGGAGAUACUGUCAUGGGAAUUUCCACGGAUUAUCGGGAUUCACGGAAAGCAGCGUACCAACAAUACGCAGUCGUGUCAGACUUUAAUGCUUGCAGACUUCCAAAUACCAUAAGCCCAACAGAUGCCGCACCACUUGGUGUUGCCUUCGUUGCGGCAGCCCUUGGGCUGGGUAUUUGUCUGGGAGUAAAUUUUGCCGAUCAUGAAGAGACUCAAGGCCCGGAUCUUUUCCGAGCAAUCCACUCCCUAUCUAGAGAUUCAAUCUCACAGGAUGUGAGGGCAGAAUGCUUUGAAAGUAUCCGAGAAGAUGAGAGACCUGAACCUGGGGAUUGGAUAGCCAUUUGGGGAGGGUGCUGCGCAGUUCAACUUGCGAAAUUAGCUGGGCUGAAAGUAAUUGCUAUCAUAGACGUUGCUCGAAGUGGUGAACGAAUGUUGAAACAUGGUGCAGAUCUUUUGGUGGACCGAUUUGAUACUGACAGAGCGGUAUCAAUUGUCAAAGGUAUUACCAAAGGAAAGCUACGCUUUGGACUUGAUACAAGAGGAAAGGAAAGUACUGCUUUACUUGCACAAGCCAUGCAAUCAGAAAACGGUAUAGAGGGGAAGAGGGCGCAUCUUGUUGGUUUGACAGGGUUACCUAAAGAGCCAACGCCAGGAGUUUUAUAUCAUUCCGUACCAAUCAAGACAUUCCAUGAGGCACCAAAUAUUGGUGAAGAAUUGAUGAUCUGGUUAGAAAGAUUAUUCAAGCACAACAGGAUAGCGACACCUGAAAUUGAGGUUGCACAUGGAGGAUUGCAAGGUAUAAAUGCAGCACUUGAUAGGCUUAGGGAUGGUUCUGUAAAUGGUCCAAGAAUAGUCGUACCAUUAGCAUUGAGAGCAUGA